AUGGGCAUUGAUCCCAAUAACCAUAGGCUAAACCAGAUCAUUCCUCGUCCGAAUCCUCAAAACGACUGUGUUUCUGCUGCUGCAACAUCAUCUGGAUCAAUGAGCAAUAUUAGUGCAUGUACUAAAGCACCAAUCAAGUCUUCACGUGAAAUUGAUCAAAGGGCCUCACAAGCUACAAGUGUUCUUGAAGAUGAAACUUCUGGUUCAUCAUCUCGUGACUUGAAUCUCGACCUCACCAUUGCUUUUCCUAAUCCUCCACUUCAAGUUGGGGAAGAGAUGCAAAAAAAUAUUAAAGGGUCCUUCACUAUGGCGAGAGAAAUCGAAACCAACCUUCAACAUUCACCCACUCUUUCUCUUUUUAGAUAA
Messenger RNA from Prunus armeniaca (apricot), 366 nucleotides. NCBI's taxonomy places the organism in Eukaryota, Viridiplantae, Streptophyta, Magnoliopsida, Rosales, Rosaceae. The record is from the annotation of a GenBank genome assembly.